This is a messenger RNA of Trematosphaeria pertusa, 1190 nucleotides long. RefSeq lists its product as uncharacterized. The coding region runs from base 238 to 1062 and encodes 274 amino acids. NCBI's taxonomy places the organism in Eukaryota, Fungi, Ascomycota, Dothideomycetes, Pleosporales, Trematosphaeriaceae. The transcript has a single exon. The record is from RefSeq and is a predicted model, not a curated record.
AACGUCCAGCUGUCGAUAUUGCCAGCCUUCCGUCAAUUUCUGCAAACCGGACGCUCAAACCUCAUAUGGAUACAUCAUGCUGCUCUUCCGUACCGAUGCGUAGCGGCCGCGCCGUCUCAAAGCGCCCUUGUGUCCCCGAUGCCCGUCUCCGCACCCUGAGCCGCUUCCGAUCAGUUCCUUUCUCGCCGUGACCCCUGCGAAUUCACGACUCGUACCGCUUAUCAGAUCCGGAUCACCAUGCCCGGCUUAUUGGACCUUCCCCUUGAGAUAAGAAACACCGUAUACGAUCUCCUUUUGCACGAUGCCCUGGAGCCUCAAUCCCGAGGUGUUAUGGUCGUUUCAGAACCGUACGUCAAGAACCACCUGCCACUUCGGUGUUACCGCGGUCUGCUACGAGCAUGUCGCCAGCUACAUCACGAAUUCAAGCAGGCGAUUCGGCAUAUGGCCGCUGCGAAGCAACUUGUCUACGAGCUGGAUGUCACGUUUUCCCACGGUCGGCCUUUCUUCUCUCUGACUUGGGUAUGGUUUCCCGGAUUGUCUCAAACAAUCAACUCGAUGAUCAUCAAUGUGGACCUGCGCGUUCGAGAACCCUUCGAUUUAGGGGUAUUUGAUCAGCCUAUACCUCACGAACACGAGCUGGCCCAUCUGCUGGAAGAUGCACCGGAGAGUUUCGCAGAACAGCUGUUCGAUUACGUCGCCAUUCUCCUCAAAGCAUUGGCCAACUUACUCGGCAAUGGUGAUCGCAGCUUCAAUGUUCUGUAUACCGAGACUAUGAUUUUAAAUUGCCGGAUGCCGACAAAGCUGGUCCCAGGGCCCCCGAGGAGCGUCUACAUGCGUCGUGUCCCUGUAGAUCGGGAAGAAGCAGACAAGCUGUUCGAUACGAUGCGCAACACACUCAAAGCGAACGCCAAAGCAUUUCAGGGCUUUGAUGCCGUGGGUUGCGGAAAGUUGUCGCCUUUGAUCCAGAUUGGUUCCCUCCGCUUCGCGACGGAGGGGCGGGUUUGGGGCGAGGGCCAUAAUCUGAUCCUCGCUCAUGACGACUUCCAGUGGCUUCGGUAUUGAAAGAAUAGAUAUCCGUUAGCUUGUCUAAACCGACACCAGCGCCAUCUCCACCGAUUGGAUUGGCACCUUACGAUUUUCAACGAAACAUAAGAGCUCUAUCUCGCAUUGUGGCUCUCACGACCCAUGAC